AUGGCGGAUGCGGAAGAUAAGGCGAAAGCUGAGAAGCUUGCCGCUGCUAAGAAACGGGUCGCGCAGUUGCAAAAACAGCAAGCGAAGGCUAGGAAGAAAGGUACCGGGGCAGGUGAACAAGACAAAAAGGGCGAAGCGGCGUCGGCGUUGACGAAAACGGACGAGACGGAGACUCCUCCCUCCGCCUCUUCUCCUCCACCAGUUCGGGAGGAAGACCAACAGCAACAAGAACAAGAAGAACCCUCAUCCCAAUCGCCCAUUGCUCCUCUCGCGCCGGAAUCCGACGAAACCCCAGAACCAGAACCCCCUGCCCCGGUACCCACAAAAGAAGUGACCACUGGUGAAUCCCCUUCCACACGAACCCCACACGCCCGCAAACAAUCCCUAUCCGUUCAAUCCAAACUUCGCUCCUCCGACUUCCGCCGCACGUCCGUCAGCCAGCAGACCGGUGCUCAACCAGUCGCCCCAUCCUCCAAUGUCAAAUCACCCACGUUACCUCCUCUCAAUCCUGAUGGCGAUGCAGUGCCUGAGGUAUUUAGGAAGCAGGCGCUGCGACUUGAGGAGUUGGAGCGGGAGAAUAGACGGCUUGAAAGGGAGCUGGAGGAAGCCGGUGCCCGGUGGAAGAAGUCAGAGGAAAAGCUGGAGGAUUUAGGAGAUGCGAGGGUGGAGUUGGUUGAGGUACAGGAUCGGUUAGGGAGAGCGGAGAAGAGGGCGGAGGAGGUGGAGAGGCUGAAAGCGGAAAUCACAGUGCUACAACGGCAAAAUGCGCAACUGCAUAGCAAAUCACGGACGAAUAGCGGAGCUCCUGGGAAUUCAGAGUCGCCUCAGUCAGCUUUGCUCGCUCAAUUGGAUUCUAAAUCAGCGACGAUUGAAGCCAUGGAAUUAGAAAUAUCGAACUUGCGCGCCCAGCUUAAUUCUCAAUCAUCGACUUCGUCUGCUAGUCGGGAACAGAUAUCUGCUUUGGAAGACAAGCUCGCUCGGAGCGAAGCAGCACUGGAGGCAACUCAGCGCGAGCUCACAGAUACCAAACACUCCCUCAACCGUGCAGCAGAGAAAGCUGUAAAGGAAGGAGUCGAAAAAACCUCCACGGAAACUUUAAUUAAGAAUCUACAACGACAACUUGAAGAAGCAGAAGCCGCAAAAACAGAAGCGUAUAAAAAGAUCGAAACGCUCGAGAAAAAGCUCCAGGCCCUCGGCAAUCUCCACAAGGAAUCUGAAAACAGGAACAACGUCCGUAUCCGUGAACGGGAUAAAUUCGAAAAAGACGCAGCGAUGCUCAAGCGCAAGCUCGUCACAAUCGAAAACGAGAACCUGCGACUCCGAGAAGAGCGCGAUCGCAUGCGGAAACGCGAGGCAAGCAACGUUGGAGACGAGGAUGUCCUCGACGAGCUCGAGGACGAGGAGCGACAGCGGCUCGAGAGACGCGUGCGCGAGCUUGAGGGUGAAAAUUUCGAUCUGCGCCGCGGUAUCUGGAAGGAGAGGAAACGCGAGCUGUCAGAGGCUGGACACCAUCGGGAGGGCGACGGCGCGGACGACGGCUAUCGUGUUGGCAGCCCGUCCUCUGCUAGUGCCGGUGCCUUCGAUGAUAUAGAUCUCGUCGGCGGGGUUGCUGGCAGUGGACCCGAGCACGCCCGUCGCAAGGCUUCUCAGCAGCAGCAGAAACAUUCAUCGUUCACUACCGUGCUCUCAAGCGGCCUUGCAGCCUUCAGGGGAGACUCGGGUAGUCCAGUGGGGCAUCAUGGACGCCGUAGCCGAGCUGGAUCGACUAGGAGUGGUACAGGAUUCUCGCGUCAUCAGCUUCUGUCAGAGAAGUUGGGCGAUGAUGACGAUGGCGAUUGGGAUGAUGGGGAUUUUGAUCCGGCUGCAUAUGCGGCUGCCCAGGCGGCUGAGGAGAAGAAGGUGCGGGACGAACGGGUUAAGGAGAUCCAUAGGACAUUGAAGAAUUGGAAAGGGUGGAGGUUGGAUUUGGUGGAGUCGAGGUAUGGAGCCCAGGGGGCCGGAGUGGGACUUGGUGAGAUUUUUGAGGUUUGAAUGCCUUAAGGUUUCAGGUAUUUGUUGGAUGUUGGAUGUUGGCUGGUGGUUGUUGGGUCGGGUUUUUAUCCAGGGUUUUUUUGUUUUGUUUCCUAUUGUUUUGUGAUACUAGUGGAAUGGCGUGGCUUGGAUGGUCAAAGGGUUCCCUUACUUCUCGCUGUCUGUAUACUAUUGUUUGGCUAUAACUAUAACCCCUAACAAC
Histoplasma capsulatum G186AR is the source of this 2233-nucleotide messenger RNA. RefSeq lists its product as uncharacterized. Lineage: Eukaryota; Fungi; Ascomycota; Eurotiomycetes; Onygenales; Ajellomycetaceae. The transcript is spliced from 3 exons. Bases 1 to 2031 code for a protein of 676 amino acids. The record is from RefSeq and is a predicted model, not a curated record.